Linum tenue is the source of this 882-nucleotide messenger RNA. The record is from the annotation of a GenBank genome assembly. NCBI's taxonomy places the organism in Eukaryota, Viridiplantae, Streptophyta, Magnoliopsida, Malpighiales, Linaceae.
AUGGAUCUCCUUUUCAUUUCUGUUUUACUUACUGCUCUUCUCGCCGGCGUUUCUGCCGCCGUCACCGGCGUACCAAACAACGUCGUCGUUCCCUUCCAACAAAACUACCACAUCUUAUAUGGACAAGACCACGUUAAUGUGUUUGGUGAAAACAACACUGUUCGGCUCUCCCUUGACCAAAGCUCAGGGUCAGGAUUUGGGUCGUAUAAGAAAUUUGCCUCUGGAUUAUUUGAAAUGAGGAUUAAGUUACCACCAAAGGACACCUCCUGUAUUAUCACCAGUUUCUAUUUAACUUCAUUUGGCGACGAAUUUCAUCAUGACGAGCUGGAUUUCGAAUUCUACGGCGGCAACUCACUGCCGUAUCAACUGCAAACGAACGUGUUUGCCAAUGGGGUAGGCGGGAGGGAGCAAAAAGUUGCGCUCUGGUUCGAUCCGACGGCCGAUUUUCACGACUACCAGAUCCUAUGGAAUCAACAUCAUGUCAUGUUUUCGGUGGAUGGGAUCCCCAUAAGGGUGUUCAAGAACAACACAGUGCUAGGAGUGGACUACCCAUGGCGGCCCAUGCAAGUGGAAGCCACGAUCUGGUACGCGGAUUGGGCCUGCGAUGUGAAGCCCGAUCUGAGCAAAGGCCCGUACGUGGCAGAGUACCAGAGCUUCGACAUUGCAGGCUGUCCUGUGGAUGAUUUCAAUCCCAAUGGUCGGGAGCUGUGUUACUCUCCCAGAUUCUGGUGGAAUACUGGAAACAGGUGGCAGCUGGAUCCUCAUCAAGAACAGGAGUUCCAAAACGUGAGGGCAAAACACAUCAGUUAUGAUUACUGUCGGGACAGAGCUAGGUACCCUGUUGUAAGUCCAGAAUGCCAACCCAAUUCAAGUUUAUUGUGA